Molecule: messenger RNA, 1533 nt
Organism: Perognathus longimembris pacificus (Pacific pocket mouse)
Lineage: Eukaryota; Metazoa; Chordata; Mammalia; Rodentia; Heteromyidae
Product: olfactory receptor 1361-like
Exons: 2
Coding region: 310-1248 (312 amino acids)
Biological process (GO): G protein-coupled receptor signaling pathway
Cellular component (GO): membrane
Molecular function (GO): G protein-coupled receptor activity; olfactory receptor activity
Source: RefSeq, a predicted model, not a curated record
UUAAGUUUUGACCCAACAGUAACAUCUACAGUUUGGUAAUAUUUCUUAGCCAUCACUGGUUCAACGGGGCCAAAGGAAUAAGUAAGGGCAAUUAUUCUCCUUUUGUCUCUAAUGAGGCUCUUAGGGAGUCUGGUCCCAGUGGCCAAAGAGGCUCCUGUAAAUGCCGGUUCUGUGGCUGCCCUGAAGAGAAGAGUAAGAUGAGGUCUGCCACUGGUUCAGGACCUCCUUAUGAUUCCAAAUACCACAAUCCGUGCAGAUAAGAGCACUAACUAGGACAAUGGACAGCGGCAGCAUUGGCCUACAGAGAGCAUGAAGAGCACAAACCACUCCACCAUCUCGGAGUUCAUCCUCCUGGGACUCUCCAGGCAGCCCCAGCAGCAGAAGCUCCUCUUCCUCCUCUUCCUCACCAUGUACCUGGCCACCGUCCUGGGAAACCUGCUCAUCAUCCUGGCCAUCGGCACAGAUGCGCGCCUGCACACCCCCAUGUACUUCUUCCUCAGCCACCUGUCCUUCGUGGACGUCUGCUUCUCCUCCACCACCGUCCCCAAGGUGCUGGCCAACCACAUCCUCGGGACUCACACCAUCUCCUACCCUGCGUGCCUCACACAGAUGUAUUUCCUUUUUGAGCUUACAGAUAUGGACAACUUCCUGCUGGCCGUGAUGGCGUAUGACCGCUUUGUGGCCAUCUGCCACCCCUUACAUUACACAACGAAGAUGACUCCUCAGCUCUGCGUUCUGCUGCUCACGGGGUCUUGGGUCAUUGCCAGCCUCAACGCACUGUUACACACCCUGCUGAUGGCACGGCUGUCCUUCUGUGCAGACCAUGCCAUCCCACACUUCUUCUGUGACGUGACGCCCCUCCUGAAACUCUCCUGCUCAGACACACACCUCAAUGAGCUGAUGAUUCUCACAGAGGGCGCCCUGGUCAUGAUCACCCCCUUCGUGUGCAUCCUGGCCUCCUAUGUGCUCAUCACCAGCGCCAUCCUGAGAGUCCCAUCCCCCAGGGGCAGGUGGAAAGCCUUCUCCACCUGUGGCUCCCACCUAGCUGUGGUCUGUCUCUUCUAUGGCACCAUCAUUGCUGUGUAUUUCAACCCUUCAUCCUCACACUCUGUGGAGAGAGACACUGCGGCCACAGUGCUGUACACGGUGGUGACCCCCAUGCUGAACCCCUUCAUCUACAGCCUGAGGAACAGGGAUUUGAAAGCGGCUCUGAGGAGAGUUAUCCACAGGCAGAUGUCUUCUUACUGAGGGCUGUGCCACAGAUCUAUGAAUCCUAGACCAAGUAAUCUUUGCUAUGUCUCUGACAUACAAUGGCAAUUUUGUGCAAGUGUUUAAUGAACUAGAAUAAAUACACCUGUUAGAUACAAGUCCACUUAUUUACAGUCUUGUUCCUCUAAAUUCUUUGAUGAAAGCUGGAUUCCAACACUCACAAUGGGAGGCUAGAGGGCCAGGAGUUGGAAACCAAUCUGGGAUACUGAGCCAGUUCCAGGCCAGUCUGAGUUCUACACUGACAGGCUCUCAGAGAAAAAUAAA